UUUUUGGCGGGUCGGUCGGGUGAGGGCAAACAAACAAUAUUUUAUUAUGGCCUAAUAUACUCACACAUUUUUGUUUCUCGUGGUUUUAGCUGUGUAAUGUGGGAGCUCUUGCCGGCUGUUGCUCUAUCGCAAAUAUGCAGCCUCUUGGAUUCGGCCACACUUGUUCUCGCAUCGGAAGUAUCGCCAGUGUGGCGCUACUGCAUCUCCAGUGAAAGGUACUGGCGCAGCUUCUACUACGACUGCAGUGCCGUGAACAACCUCGUGCGCAAGCACCAUCGCGGCUACGACUGGGACGUGUACCACCGCCGCCUCGUCGCCUUCAUCGCCGACUACGCGCACUGCAUCCGCGUCGUCGUCGUGCGCGACGUCGACUCACUCGCAGACGUCGAGACGGUCGCCCAGCUCGCCGAGUGCUGCCACGCGCUCUCCUGCUUCGAGGUGUCGGCGGCGGAGGCGACUCUGCGCGGCGCCCGUCUACGCGAGCUGCAGAGCUCGCUGUGGGAGGUGUGCGCGCGCAACGCGGGCCUGACGCGCGUCAGCGUGCGCAACGUCAACCUGACGCGCGAACCGUGCCUCAACCGCCUGCAGGUGUUCAGCAUCUUCGGGCCGGGGCAGGCGCAGCGGCUCGUCGAGCUCGAGGUCGUGACCCCGUCGGACGGCGAGCGCGACGCGCGCUGCCCGCGGCACGUGCCCGCGCUCAGCAUGAGCAGCCUGAAGAAUCUCGCGCAGCUGCGGCGCGUCACGACGACGCCGCACGACGUCGACAUCAGCACGGUGCGCCACCUGGCGGGGCGCUCGCUGCGCCACGUCGUGCUGCUGUGCAGAGAGCAGGAGCUCGAGCGCGUGUCCGAGAGCAGGCAGGUGGCCGCGAUGAGGGAGUGCGUCGACGUCUCUUUCCUGCUUGUCAUCUAA
Priapulus caudatus is the source of this 912-nucleotide messenger RNA. RefSeq lists its product as uncharacterized. The transcript is spliced from 2 exons. The record is from RefSeq and is a predicted model, not a curated record. Bases 97 to 912 code for a protein of 271 amino acids. Gene Ontology annotation, molecular function: protein binding. NCBI's taxonomy places the organism in Eukaryota, Metazoa, Priapulida, Priapulimorpha, Priapulimorphida, Priapulidae.